AUGGACGACAAGAUUCGCGAGACCAGUGAGGUCGUCGACGAGGCCAACGGCAACUUCGAUCGAUCUUGGAGAGAAGAGCAAUGGGGUGAUCGCAAAUUAAGUGUCGCUGCACACGACUUUGCGAAAGAUGAGAAGGAAAUGACUAUCCGACAAGCUUUGGUAGCAUACAAAAAAGCCGUCUUUUGGUGUCUGAUCAUUUCUACCAAUGUCAUCAUGGAAGGGUAUGAUACCAAUCUUCUCGGGAAUUUCUACGCCUACCCAUCUUUCCAGCGAAAGUAUGGUGAUUUCGUCGGCAUUUCCAAACAAACACCCACUGGCUAUUCAUUGACAGCUGCAUGGCAAACUGGCCUUGGUCAGGGUGCAGGCUGUGGUUCCAUCAUUGGUACAAUUCUCAACGGCUGGCUCAUUGCCGCCUACGGUCCUCGUAAAGUCCUUCUCGGUACUCUAGUCGUCAUGACUUGCUUCAUCUUCAUCGUCUUCUUCGCUCCUUCCAAACCAGUCCUCCUGGUUGGUCAGAUCAUGUUGGGAUUCGAAUGGGGUAUUUUCGCAACUACCGCUCCAGCAUAUGCCUCGGAAGUCCUCCCAGUUCAACUCCGCGUAUACUUUACUUCCUAUACCAAUAUGUGCUUCAUCAUCGGCCAAUUCCUCAGCGCUGGUGUUCUGAGAGGACUCGUCCACCGUGAGGAUCAAUGGGGUUAUCGCAUUCCCUAUGCUCUUCAAUGGGUUUGGCCAUGUUUCUUGAUCCCACUCAUCUACUUUGCGCCAGAGUCACCCUACCAUCUUGUUCGACACAACAAAUUGGAAGCCGCAGAGAAGUCAAUUCGUCGUCUUCAGACACCCCACCCAAUGCUAGAUCCCAAGAGAACUUUGGCACAGAUUGUCUACACCAAUAAUCUCGAAGAGCAAUUGUCUGUCGGCACUUCUUACUACGAUUGUUUCAAGGGCUUUGAACUACGACGUACUGAAAUCGCCUGUGUUGUCUUUGGCGGUCAAUUGGUUUGUGGUUUAUGUUUCGCCUACGCAUCGACAUACUUCUUCCAACAAGUCGGAUUGGACACGGAUGCCGCGUAUUCCUUGGGAUUGGGUGCCAACGCUCUGGCUCUCGUCGCAUGCUUCUGCAAUUGGUUUUUCCUGAUGCCAUAUUUCGGAAGAAGAACCGUCUAUGUUGUAGGUAUGGCCGCCAUGGCUAUCGAGCUUUGCAUUAUUGGCAUCCUCAACCCAUGGACCAAGAAGACUUCUGUUGGAUGGGCGCAGGCUAUCAUGACGCUUGUGUGGACCUUCACUUUCCAAUUGUCUGCAGGACAACUCGGUUGGGCCUUGCCGGCUGAGAUCGGUUCCACUCGUCUGAGACAGAAGACCGUGUGCCUUGCUCGCAAUGUAUCGAACAUCACUGGUGUCAUUGGCGGUUCUCUUGAAAACUACUUCAUGAAUCCCCAAGCAUGGAACCUCCAAGGUUACACCGGGUUUGUUUGGGGUGGCUGCGCAUGGAUCGUUUUCAUCUGGGCGUAUUUCCGUCUUCCAGAGACCAAAGACCGUACAUUCCACGAGCUCGAUAUUUUGUUCGCAAAGAAGGUCCCUGCUCGCAAAUUUGCCUCCACCGUCAUUGAUGAGUUUGAUGAGCACGAACAAAAUCAAUUGGCAGUUCGAUACUCUGUUGCUGGCCAACCACCACAGCGCCCAUCCAUUAUUCCAUCAAUCACCAACGCUCUUGCGUCUCAUGGACGAGCAGAGGAUGCUGCUGCGCAACGCAGAGCUAGUGUGGUCACAGGACAGGAGUCUCGACGUCCCUCGAUCGCACCAGCCGUCACAGAGUAUCUAAAGCAUCAUUGA
Molecule: messenger RNA, 1830 nt
Organism: Exophiala bonariae
Lineage: Eukaryota; Fungi; Ascomycota; Eurotiomycetes; Chaetothyriales; Herpotrichiellaceae
Exons: 7
Coding region: 1-1830 (609 amino acids)
Biological process (GO): carbohydrate transport; transmembrane transport
Cellular component (GO): membrane
Molecular function (GO): carbohydrate:proton symporter activity
Source: RefSeq, a predicted model, not a curated record